AUGCCUCCGCCUAGCGAGCUGCCGGUCGAUGAGGAAAUAUUCGUGCCCGAGACGCUCCUGGCCGCAGCCACCUCCAGCGAUGCCUGGUCGCAAAGAUCACCACACGACCUCCCCCGCCAACUUCGAAGUGGCAUUCCUUCCGAUGAGGUCUGCGUGCGCAAACGAAGACAGACCACCCCCAGUUGGCCGUCGCCAGCUGAAACUGAUACGCCCUCUCGCGCGGAGGGUCGACCUUUGAGCAAUAGCCAUGGAAGAAGCGACGAGAUCUAUCCGUUGUAUGAGGAUUGCGUGGUGGUAGAGACCUCCCAGGGCCCCCAUGCGGUCCCUCAUGCUGAGCUCGAGGGCGAUGGUCCUACCAUCGACGAGCUACCAAGUCAGCUCCCCACCCCACCACCCAAAGCGCGCUGGACCCGACGGUCGCUGGACAGCAGCACUAUUCUCAAUCGAUUCACCGUGCUCGCCCCUUUCCCCUUGCGCCAAACUCUGAACCCCGCGGUCGAAAGAGCUCGCGACAGUAGUCGGGGGACCCUGUAUGACAAAGCCAACCUCGUCCAGAUCAAACACCAACGGCGAUAUUGGGUUCGAAUCUUGAUUGAGUAUGGAGCAUAUACACUGCUGCUCCUAUUUGUCUAUUUGGUGCUCGUGGGUCAACCUCUAUGGGGAGGCGCCAUCUACUGGCUGUACUGGGUGAUGCGCAACAAGUUCGUUUUCCAAGGUGGAUGGGCCAUCGUCAUCAGCCUGGUGAUCUUCUACUCCUUCGCACCACUCUUGACCCUCUUUGAGAAGGACCUUCCCGACCCCGAGUAUUACCAAAAUCGCAACAUCAAUCCGGCCGCCCCGGAUACCGCCCUCCUGAUCCCCUGCUACCGCUCCGCACCAGUCAUCGCGAAAACCCUCGAGGCCGCCCUGAAGAUCUUUCCCGCAUCGCAUGUCUAUGUCAUCGCGAACGGCGAUUCGACAAAUCCGUUGGACAACACCGAGGAGAUUUGCCGACGCUAUGGCGUCAAUCAUAUAUGGUGUCCGGUCGGCUCCAAAAUCAUCGCCCUGUUUGUCGGUUGUUAUGCGGCCAAGGUCUUUCGCUAUGUUCUCCUCACCGACGAUGACUGCGUCCUUCCGGCGAAUUUCCCUGUUGCCAUCUCGCGCCUGACUGAUGAGGUACGCUGCGUGGGCUAUACUAUCAAGGUGACAGGUUCGGAGUCGUCGAAGGGGACAUACUGCCAACAAGCCCAAGACUUGGAGUACAAACUGGCUGGGCUACAGCGCACCUUUGCCGGUCGCAUUGGCAGCGCCACCUUUCCUCACGGGGCGAUCUCUCUGUGGGAGCGGGCGUUUCUCAAGGAUACGCUCCAAGAUCACCCAGGCUUCUCCAUCAGUGAAGACUGGUUUCUGGGCAACAGCUGCCGACGGCUGGGUGGGCGGAUUAAGAUGUGCAGCAUGAUCUUUGUGGAAACCGCUGCCCCCCCGGCCUUCCUCUGGGUCGACAAGGAGCAGAGCCGGGGCGGCUUCGGAGAGAUGACCGUCUUCAAACAGCGAUUCCAGCGCUGGAAUUUCUUCAUUGUCAACGGCAUGCGAUACAAUCUGGCCUACGUCUUCGGCUCGUGGAAGCUGGGCCGGUGGGAGAUGGGCGCGAAGAUCUUCGUCCUGCAAGAGGUAUAUGAAACCGUCCUGAGCAUUCUUGCGCCCUUUAUUCUGCCAAUCUCCAUGAUUGUGCGCCCGGCUUUCUGCAUCGGGCUUCUGGUGGCAACCUUGGGCCUGUAUCUGCUGAACGCGGUCAUCUUCAAUGAGGUUCACCUCCGAUUGAAGCAGGAACGUGUGAGCUGGAAAGUCAUCGUGGGAUACUAUAUGCCUUACAAGAUGCUCAUCGCCGUGAUCAACGUGAUCAGCUGCUAUUGGUCUCUCAUCAAGUAUGCCAAAUAUUUUGCGCAGCGUCGACCAAAGCUGAUCGAGGAUCACAAGGCGGUUGGAAUUGUGCUGAAGCUGGAGGAGAUCCAACGGCAUCAGCAGGGGGGUGGGGGAGGGCUUGGUCGCAGCAUGACUGUGCGCACGGUCGGGGUGCGCAGCCGGGCAAGCAAAAGGGUUGAUUCUAUGCUAGGCACGAGCGUCGAGUCGGGGUCUGAUGGGGUGUAUGUUCUCAGGCCGAGGUGGAUUAAUAUAUCGAGUUCCGGUGGUUAUCUCGGGAUGUGGAUCACUGAAGAGGAUGAUUUCCCCUUGCGUGGCCUUGCAGGAGCUUUCAAUUCCCCAUACCCCAAGGUCAAAGGGUAA
Molecule: messenger RNA, 2262 nt
Organism: Aspergillus saccharolyticus JOP 1030-1
Lineage: Eukaryota; Fungi; Ascomycota; Eurotiomycetes; Eurotiales; Aspergillaceae
Product: glycosyltransferase family 2 protein
Exons: 6
Coding region: 1-2262 (753 amino acids)
Source: RefSeq, a predicted model, not a curated record